This is a messenger RNA of Meloidogyne enterolobii, 483 nucleotides long. The record is from the annotation of a GenBank genome assembly. NCBI's taxonomy places the organism in Eukaryota, Metazoa, Nematoda, Chromadorea, Rhabditida, Meloidogynidae.
AUGAAAACUGAAAGAAAAUCACUUCCUCCUGAAUUGCUGCCAGAAAUUAUUGAUAAUUUACCAAUCAACUUAAGAUGGUCCGAACUAAGAAUCUCUCUGUAUUUUGAUGUUUUUUUAUUUAAAAAACAGAGUAAACAAAUUAUUUCCAUCAAAAAAUUUUUAUAUCAAGUAAGUCCUUCCUUAAGACCUUUUCAUUUAUAAUUUUAGGUACGAGAACUUUUUUAAUCAGCAAAUACUUGUUUAAAAAAUUGGAAACCAUUAUUGGCAUCAGAUGAUUCUACUUCUUUAUCAAAUUUAAGAUAUAGACUCGCUGGACUUUUUGGGGCCGCCUAUGAAUCAAAACAAUUCUCCACCAUUCUUAAAAAUAUAAUUGAUGGGUGGUUUGAUAUUCUAAACGGUGGCGAAAUGGCAGAAAUUGAUGAAAUUGCAGAGGUCAGUUUAAAUUUUAGAGUACCUAAAGUUGCGGUUUAUUAUAUGAGAGGG